AUGACCAUGUCUGGAUUCAACUGGCCGUCGAGGUCGACAAUUACCAUGGUUGCGGGGGAUCCAGGUGACUCCACGUCUACAAGCGUCUUGUCUACCUACCAGACUUCUUCGGAUACUACCUUGAUGACCGUUUCCUAUACCGACACGGUGUCUUCUACCCCGUCUGUCGUCAUAUCUAGUGGGUCCUCGACCGUGUCUUCUACUUCGGCUGUCGUCAUAUCUAGUAGACCCUCGACCGUAUCUCCAAUCAUCUCGACAUCAUCACCCAUAUCGCGAAAUCCAGGUCCAGGAAAUACCAGCAUUUCAACGCCCUCAGUCAGAAGACCCGAGGUAGCAUCCGUGUCUAGUAAUAGUAGCGCACGCCUAGGAGCCGGCGCGAUCGCAGGCAUAGCCGUCGGCGGCAUACUACUCCUUGUUCUCAUCGUAUGCGCUUGGUUCUUCUGGCGGCUUAGAAAGCGCCUCACUCCCGCCGUCAAUUCAGAUGAAGACCUUGGACGCAGAGACGAGAAAGUGACUUUCGGGGCGAGUGCCCCUACAGAUUUCACCGGCGUGUUCAACGAUACAGCGUUUCAAGGACUACCUGUUACUGGCCAGCGCCAUGAAUUAGAACCUCCUCGCUAUCAUAAAUCGGAUCUGGUCCAUGAGCUCGACGGGUCCUCGCGGCCGGGCGAGUUACCGUCUAAAGACGCAUCAUCGCAUACGGUUGAGUGUCUCAAAGUGGCUGAUGCUGGAAAUAUAGAAACAACCGACGACGUGGCAUUUGAUGGGGAAGCGCAAAGGAGGAGAGAGGUGGAGUGGUUGGAAAAGGAGGAAGCGAGGAUAAGACAUAAACGGGAGACGCUUUUGCAGCAGCGCGUUCAACGAUUGGUUUGA
This is a messenger RNA of Pyrenophora tritici-repentis Pt-1C-BFP, 873 nucleotides long. RefSeq lists its product as uncharacterized. The record is from RefSeq and is a predicted model, not a curated record. Lineage: Eukaryota; Fungi; Ascomycota; Dothideomycetes; Pleosporales; Pleosporaceae.